Penicillium olsonii is the source of this 1602-nucleotide messenger RNA. Lineage: Eukaryota; Fungi; Ascomycota; Eurotiomycetes; Eurotiales; Aspergillaceae. The record is from the annotation of a GenBank genome assembly.
AUGUCCGCCACGAUGAGAUCGACCGGGUUGGUCCGCGGAACGCCUGCUUUCCGGUCCGCACUUCUUGCCCGUAAUCGGUCCAGUGCCUUGAGCCCGGCCUCCGUGGCAGCCCGCAACCUCCUCCGAAAUGGCCGCGAUCUUCCAUCUCAGAUGUCCGCGCUUGCCAUCCUGAUCCCUCAGCGCGGUUACUCGACCGAGCAGUCUACUUCCAACUCCUCUCAGAAUUACCCUCCUCCCGGCUUCAAUGCCGAGCAAGCCAAGAAGCCAAUCCCCCAGGAUCAGACUGCGCAAGCGCAACAAACCGUUUCCAAGACUCAGACCACCGCUGAGGCGGAAAUCCAGAAGGCGCAGUCUGGAACCGUCGCCAAGGCCUCGGACGACCACAAGAUCGUCGAGAAGAAGACCGCCAAGAAGUUGACCCUUGGACAGAAGAUCAAGAAGGAGGCGCAACACUACUGGGAUGGCACAAAGCUUCUGGCCACAGAGGUUAAGAUUAGUUCACGGUUAGCAUUGAAGAUGGCCGGUGGUUACGAGCUCAGUCGCCGAGAGCACCGUCAGCUUCAACGCACCACCAAAGAUUUGGGACGCCUGGUCCCCUUCUCGAUGUUCCUCAUCGUUCCCUUCGCCGAACUCCUCCUUCCCGUCGCCCUCAAGAUCUUCCCCAACAUGCUCCCCAGCACCUACGAAGGCCAGAAGGCCCGCGAUGCCAAAGCAUUGAACCUCAGCUCCACCCGCAAGGAAGUUUCCGGCUUCCUGCGCAACACUCUGCGCGAAACCGGUCUGCCUCUGAACGCCGCGACAGUCAAGAACGACGAGUUCGCGGACUUCUUCCGCAAGAUCCGCACCACCGGAGAAUCCCCUUCCACCGAGGAUGUUAUCAAGGUCUGCAAAAUCUUCAAGGAUGACCUCACCCUCGACAACCUGUCCCGGCCCCAGCUGGUCGGCAUCUGCCGUUACAUGAACCUGAACACAUUCGGCACUGACGCCAUGAUCCGCUACACGAUCCGUCACCGCAUGCGCCAGAUCAAGCGCGAUGACCGCGCGAUCUUCUACGAGGGCGUUGACUCCCUCUCCGUCCCCGAGCUGCAGAUGGCCAGCGCUUCCCGCGGAAUCCGCACACACGGUGUGUCUCCCGCGCGCCUGCGCGAGGAUCUCGGCAUGUGGCUCGAGCUCCGUUUGAAGCAGGGCGUUCCCUCCACUCUGCUCGUUCUGAGCAAUGCCUACCUCUACACACAGGGUGGCAAGGAGUCCGAGAUGGCUUCCCAGAUUGAUGCUCUCAAGUCCGUCCUUUCCAGCAUUCCCGAGGAACUCUUCCACGAGAUCGAGCUCGAGGUGCACAAUGCCGAGGGUGCUGCUACCAACAAGCAGCGUCUUGAGGUUAUCAAGGAGCAGGAGGAGCUGAUCGAGGAGGAGAACAGCGAGAACGAGGGCACUGGUGUUGCUGCGCCCAAGGAUACUGAGGACAUCGACGAGAAGGAGGAGACUAAGCAGGAGCCUGUCUCGAACGAGUCUAAGCAGUCUCAGGAGGCGAAUGAGGCUAUUGCUGAGGGUGAGCAGGCUGCGAAGACGGAGUCCAAGGAGAAGAAGAGCGAGAGCUCUUAG